AUGAGUCGCAGAUUUACUCUCCACUCAGAGGUCAGCAGUAUUUCAGAAGAGGAAGAUAGCUUCAACCUUGCUGUUAUUGGAGAUAGCAGUGUAGGAAAGUCAACCUUGAUCUGCAGACUCAUCAAACACUGGACAGAACAGAGCAGCAAAUCCCACAAGAAAAGUAAGAAACGUGGUAACGCUCGAGCUGAUCUUGGAAUCAAAGGGCGAAGUCUGACAGUCGAUAUUGUGGACACAUCCACAACGAAAACCUGCACCUUCCCGCAGGGACUCCCCUCCAUUGAUGUAUACGUGUUGGUGUACUCGCUGGUGUGUGAUGACUCCUUUGAGUCUUUGGUAGCAGCCAGGGACCAGAUCCUCCAGCAAGAGGGACCUUCAGUCCCUAUAGUGUUCGUGGCCAACAAGACAGACAUCGCUGGCUCUGUAGAUAAGACCGAGAGAAUGUCCCGAGAUCUGAACAUUAAAUGCGAAUGGGAACAUGGACACGUGGAGAUCUCGGCUGAGAAGGACCUUAGUGUCUUGCAGAUUGGACAGUUUUUAGAGAAAGAUAUUUUGGGGGUUCUGAAAAGGCAGUCGAAAAUACCGGUGCUAGUAUCUCGUGUAUCAGGCAUUAUCAUUUGCAGAAGAAGCCAGUCUUCGUCAGGCAGUUAA
Molecule: messenger RNA, 651 nt
Organism: Haliotis rufescens (red abalone)
Lineage: Eukaryota; Metazoa; Mollusca; Gastropoda; Lepetellida; Haliotidae
Product: GTP-binding protein rhb1-like
Exons: 3
Coding region: 1-651 (216 amino acids)
Biological process (GO): signal transduction
Cellular component (GO): plasma membrane
Molecular function (GO): GTPase activity; GDP binding; GTP binding
Source: RefSeq, a predicted model, not a curated record